This is a messenger RNA of Phragmites australis (common reed), 3091 nucleotides long. RefSeq lists its product as uncharacterized. Gene Ontology annotation, molecular function: DNA binding; protein dimerization activity. NCBI's taxonomy places the organism in Eukaryota, Viridiplantae, Streptophyta, Magnoliopsida, Poales, Poaceae. The record is from RefSeq and is a predicted model, not a curated record. Bases 671 to 2845 code for a protein of 724 amino acids. The transcript is spliced from 3 exons.
AUUUUACCCCGAUACUUCCCCCAAGUGCCGUACCCGUAUCGCGAUACGUAUCCGAUACCGAUACGCGCCGAUACGUCGCCGAUACGGUAUCGGGGAAGUAUCGGAAAAUACAGCCCAAAAAAUAAAUAAAAAUAAUCCCGAUACUCCUUCGAUACUUCCCGAUACUCCUCCGAUACUUCGCAGCCCAUAACCCCUCAAAUUAAAGCCCACCAUCUCAAGAGCCCAGUUUUUCAACCCAUUUACCCAUCUCAAUGCAACCCUAAAACAUAAUAGCACUGAUUGGAAUGAGCCGCCGGCCAUCACAUGCUCUGUGCCUCCAUCUCUUUGUCCGUCGCCUGCUCCAUCCCGCCGGUCGAGGCCACCGUUGCGUCGCGCCGUCGCCAGCUCCUUCCCACCGGCCGAGGCCACCGUUGCAUCGCGCCAUCGCCAGCUGCUUCCCGCCAGCCGAGGCCACCGUUGCGUCUCCAACUCCUUCUCGCCGGCCGAGGCCACCACUAGCGCUGAGCAGCGUGCUCCAUCCAUUCAGCUAGCAGUUGUUCCUUUGCUUGAGGUACGAGUUGGCAACUUGCCAUCUCCUUUCACCUCCUUCCUUUGCCUGGUUGUUGUCUGUAACCUCCACCCUCCAGAUCUGAGGUUUUUUCAUUUCUCUUCUGUGUUUUGAUGUUCAGAGAUGGCAAGUGGUAGUGCUAGUUCUUCGCUGCAAGGUAGUAGUCUCAAUGAAUCAAGUUAUGGUGCCGGAUCAGGUGCUCAAAGCGAUGAGAAUCAACUCUACGAUCUUAAGUAUCCUCUUUGGAGGCAUGUUAGAAAACUUGAGUCUAAUGGUCCUUCAGGAGGAAAUGCCAAAUCAGAGUGCUACUUUUGCCACAAAAUAAUACCUGGUAGCUAUACUAGAGUGAGAGCACAUUUGUUGAAGAUAACAGGCCAAGGUGUUAGUAUUUGCAGAAAAGUGACAGUGCCUAUACUUGAGCAACUUCGCAGGGAAGUAGCUGCAGCCGAAGCAACCAUUAGUACUAGUCAACCCAGGAGUGUUCCUUUGUCAAUGCAGACUCUGGGUGCAGGUUUACCCCCUUCUGAAGCCACAACUAGCACACAAUCAAAGAGAAGAAAGAAACAAACUGGGGUAGAAGAAAGUUUUCACAAUGAACUUCGCCAGAUGGCUGAUGCUCUUAUUGCAAGAAUGUUCUACACAUCAGGUCUUCCAUUCAAUUUGGCAAGAAACCCAAAUUAUCUAGCUGCUUUCACUUUUCUUGCAAACAAUGAUUUGGGGGGGUAUGUACCUCCUGGGUACAACAAGUUGAGGACGACUCUUCUCCAACUGGAGAAGGACAAUGUUGAGAGGCUGCUGGAACCAAUCAAGAGUACAUGGCCGACAAAAGGGGUGACAAUUGCAUCUGAUGGGUGGAGUGAUGCUCAAAGAAGACCCCUCAUCAACUUUAUAGCCAUAGCUGGGAGUGGCCCUAUGUUCUUAAGAGCUAUUAACACAUCAGGAGAUGUGAAGAACAAGGAGUACAUUGCUGAGAAAUUGAUUGCUGUGAUAGAAGAAGUUGGAGCAAAAAAUGUGGUCCAAGUGAUCACAGAUAAUGCUUCAAAUUGCAAAGCUGCUGGGUUGAUAGUGGAACAAAGGUACAACAACAUUUUCUGGACUCCAUGUGUAGUCCACACUCUGAAUUUGGCAUUGAAAAACAUUUGUGCUGCAAAGAACAAUGAUGGUGAGAACGAUGAACUCAUGUGGAUCAAAGAUGUCGCAGGGGAUGCCUUCAUGAUUAAAAUUUUUAUCAUGAAUCACAGCAUGCGGCUAUCAAUGUUCAAUGAGUAUAGUAAGCUCAAGUUUCUUGCAAUUGCUGACACAAGAUUUGCAUCACAGAUUGUCAUGUUGAAGAGGUUCCUUGUUCUCAGAGAUUCACUUGUGUUAAUGGUUAUUGGUGACAAGUGGUCAGCUUAUAGGGAUGAUGAUAAGGAGAAAGCAAGGUUUGUAAAAGAAAAGUUGCUUGAUGAUGUGUGGUGGGACCAAGUCAGAUACAUUGUUGAUUUCACUGAGCCCAUUUAUUCAAUGCUACGUGGCGCCGACACUGACAAGCCAUCCCUCCAUUUGAUUUAUGAGAUGUGGGACACCAUGAUAGAGAAGGUGAAAGAUUGCAUUUAUCGCCAUGAGGGAAAGAGGCAUGAUGAAGAAUCUGUUUUUUAUGAAAUUGUUCAUGGCAUUUUAGUAGCUCGAUGGGCAAAAAGCAACACCCCUCUUCAUUGUUUGGCACAUUCUCUGAAUCCAAGGUACUAUACUCCAAAUUGGCUUUCUGAAGCUGAAGGUCGUGUGGCGCCCCAUGAUGAUGUUGAAAUUUCUGACAUGAGGAACAAAUGCUUUAGAAAGUUAUUUCCCAUUCCGGAGGACCUUAUAAAAAUUAAGCAGCAGUUUGCUAAAUUCUCUCUAUUUGGAAGUGGCUUUGAUAGCCCUGAUUCAAUUGACGACAGAAACAAUCUUGACCCUAAGGAAUGGUGGGGCAUUCAUGGUCAAAGGACCUCAGAGUUGAAACUUUUAGCUUUCAAGUUGCUUGGGCAGCCAUCAUCUUCUUCUGCAUGUGAAAGGAAUUGGAGUACCUAUGGUUUCAUCCAUAGCAUAAAGAGAAAUAGGCUCACUCCUAUGCGUGCCGAGGAUUUAGUGUUUAUCCACAGCAACAUGCGUCUUCUUUCAAGAAACUCUGAUGAAUAUUUGAAGGGCCGAAGUCGCAUGUGGGAUGUUGGAGGAGAUGCCUUUGAUUCCUUUGAUGGUGCUGGCAUUCUUGAACUAGCUGAUCUCUCACUAGAUGAACCAGAAUUUGAGGUCAUGCUUUUUGAAGAUGGAGAAUUCUGAUACAGAGCCAUCUCAAUUAUUUGGCCUUGUGCCUUGUAUCCUGUAUGAUGUAGUGCAAUAUUUAAACUUGUAGUCUAGUAGUAAACUAGUAGUAUACUAGUAUUAUCUAUUUGAAUCUGAACUCGAUUUGUUGGUAUGAGGAAUCAUUCAUAUCAUUCUCUAUAAUUGCUGCAUUCUUAGUUUUAAUUUAUAUAUAUCGGCGUAUCGGCGUAUCCUUAUUUUUUGAAACUCCCGUAUCCCCGUAUC